CUCCGCCCCGGCGCGGCGGGUGAGGUCAGUGCCGUGCGCCGGUGCCGCUCUCCGCCCCCUGCCGCCCCGCUGGCCCGGGCUGCAGGCGAGGCCCCGCCGCAGAGCGAGGAGGAGGAGGCGCCGGGAGCGCUGAGCUGCUGCCGCCCCGCCGAGCCCCGCGAGGGAAGGCGCUCGCCCGCAGCCAUGGAGCUGGCGGACGGCGUGGUGUAUCAGGAGGACCCCGGCGGCCCCGGCCCCGCCAUGAUGUCGGAGCGGGUGUCGGGGCUGGCGGGCUCCAUCUACCGCGAGUUCGAGCGGCUGAUCGGGCGCUACGACGAGGAGGUGGUGGCCGAGCUGAUGCCGCUGGUGGUGGCCGUCCUGGAGAACCUCGACUCGGUGUGCGCCCACAGCCAGGAGACCAGCGUGGAGCUGGAGCUGCUGCGGGACGACAACGAGCAGCUCCUCACGCAGUACGAGCGGGAGAAGGCGCUGCGCAAACAGGCCGAGGAGAAAUUCAUCGAGUUUGAAGAUUCUCAAGAACAAGAGAAAAAGGAUUUACAGACCAGAGUGGAAGCAUUAGAAUCACAAACUCGACAGCUUGAACUCAAGGCAAAAAACUAUGCUGAUCAAAUUAGCAGACUUGAGGAAAGGGAAGCAGAACUCAAGAAAGAAUACAAUGCACUUCAUUCAAGACAUACAGAGAUGAUUCACAAUUAUAUGGAGCACUUGGAAAGAACUAAACUUCAUCAGCUAACAGGGGGUGAUCAGCUAGAAUCCACGCCACACAGUAGAAUUAGAAAGGAACGUCCCAUAUCACUGGGCAUCUUCCCACUGCCUCCAGGAGAUGCACUGCUUACACCUGAAACUCAGAGAGAAGCAGGGGAAACUCCUGCAUCCGAGCACUGGAAAUUCCCUGAGCUGAGCCAGCCACGGUCCCACACCAGCCUAAAGGAUGAGCUCUCUGAUGUUAGCCAAGCAGGCUCAAAAUCCACUACUCCAGCAUCCACAGCUGCUUCAGAUGCACAGGUACUGCCUGCUGAAACUCCUCAAAAGGAAGAUGUUGAAGGGCUUGCAAAGGACACCAAUAUGCCAAAUGAGAAGCUGGAUGCUGGCAAGAAUAUGGAAGUACAGGUAGCUCAAGAGACAAGAAAUGUGUCCACUGGUGGAAAUGAAAAUGAAGAAAAAUCUGAAGUUCAGGCAAUCAUUGAGUCAACUCCAGAGUUGGAUAUGGAUAAAGAUCUCAGUGGAUAUAAGGGUUCCAGCACUCCUACAAAAGGCAUAGAGAACAAAGCAUUUGACCGAAAUACGGAGUCACUCUUUGAAGAGCUGUCAUCUGCUGGCUCUGGCCUGAUUGGAGAUGUGGAUGAAGGUGCAGAUUUACUGGGAAUGGGUCGUGAGGUUGAAAACCUUAUUUUGGAAAACACUCAGCUGUUGGAGACAAAAAAUGCACUGAAUGUAGUGAAGAAUGAUUUGAUAGCAAAGGUGGAUGAAUUGACCUGUGAGAAGGAUGUACUACAAGGUGAAUUAGAAGCUGUAAAACAAGCAAAACAAAAGCUUGAAGAGAAGAACAAGGAACUGGAAGAAGAGCUGAGAAAAGCUCGUGCAGAAGCAGAGGAAGCAAGACAGAAAGCUAAAGAGGAUGAUGAUAGUGAUGUCCCCACGGCUCAGCGGAAGCGUUUUACUCGUGUGGAAAUGGCCCGGGUGCUGAUGGAGAGAAAUCAGUAUAAGGAGAGGUUGAUGGAGCUUCAGGAAGCUGUCCGAUGGACUGAGAUGAUCAGAGCAUCAAGAGAAAAUCCAGCCAUGCAAGAAAAGAAGAGAUCAAGCAUUUGGCAGUUUUUUAGCAGGCUCUUCAGUUCAUCUAGCAAUACAGCUAAGAAACCAGAGCCUCCUGUCAAUGUCAAAUACAAUGCUCCAACCUCACAUAUUACUCCAUCAGUGAAGAAAAGAAGCAGCACCUUAUCUCAGUUACCAAGUGACAAAUCUAAAGCCUUUGAAUUCCUCAGUGAAGAAACUGAAGCCAGUCUGGCCUCACGCAGAGAGCAGAAAAGAGAGCAGUAUCGCCAGGUGAAAGCACAUGUUCAGAAGGAGGAUGGGAGAGUGCAAGCAUUUGGCUGGAGUCUACCUCAGAAGUAUAAACAGGUGGCAAAUGGUGGACAGGGUGAAAAUAAGAUGAAGAACUUGCCUGUACCUGUUUACCUGAGACCUUUAGAUGAGAAGGAUACCUCUAUGAAGCUGUGGUGUGCUGUAGGGGUGAACCUAUCAGGAGGGAAAACACGAGAUGGUGGCUCUGUGGUUGGUGCUAGUGUGUUCUACAAUGAUGUGACUGCUGUGGAUGCAGAUGGCAACAAGCAGCAAACAGGAUCUCAGAGCAGCUUAGAUAAACUAGAACAAGAGCUCAAGGACCAGCAGAAGGAGCUGAAACACCAAGAAGAAUUAUCCAGUCUAGUUUGGAUCUGUACAAGCACACAUUCUGCUACAAAAGUUAUCAUUAUUGAUGCUAAUCAACCAGGAAAUAUUCUGGACAGUUUCAUUGUUUGCAAUUCUCAUGUUCUUUGUAUUGCUAGUGUACCAGGUGCAAGGGAAACAGACUAUCCUGCAGGAGAAGAAGGAGCUCAAGAGGCAGAUCCCAGUCAGGUGGAUAAGUCAUCUCUGUGUGGCAGCAUGACCAGCAACAGCUCUGCUGAAACAGACAGCUUGCUGGGAGGAAUCACAGUGGUGGGCUGUACUGCAGAGGGGAUCACAGCACCACCUGUAGCUCAUGAUGCAAAUGGUGGCUCCCCAAUGGCAGAUAAACAGUCAGAUUCUGCAACUGAAAAUAAUUCAGUAGAUGAAAAUAUUCCAACAGCAGAGGAGGCAACAGAAGCAACAGAAGUCAAUGCAGGGACAGGAGAAGACACAGGUGAUAUAGCACAAACUGGAGUCUACACAGAGCAUGUCUUCACAGAUCCCCUAGGAGUGCAGAAUACAACAGAGGCAUCUCCUGUGUACCAGCCCAGCACUGAAUCAGAGUUAUAUAAAGAUGUUUCAGUUUUGCCAAAUGAGCAAGACCUAGUGAGAGAAGAAGCACAGAAAAUGAGUAGCCUUUUACCGACAAUGUGGCUUGGAGCCCAGAAUGGAUGCCUGUAUGUUCAUUCGUCAGUGGCCCACUGGAGGAAAUGUGUUCAUGCCAUUAAACUUAAAGAUUCUAUUCUCAGUAUUGUACAUGUCAAAGGAAUAGUAUUAGUUGCACUAGCUGAUGGAACACUAGCAAUAUUUCACCGAGGAGUUGAUGGGCAGUGGGAUUUGACGAAUUAUCACCUCUUGGACCUGGGCCGACCACAUCAUUCAAUAAGAUGCAUGACAGUGGUACAUGACAAAGUUUGGUGUGGCUACAGGAACAAAAUCUAUGUUGUUCAACCAAAGGCUAUGAAAAUAGAGAAGUCAUUUGAUGCACACCCAAGAAGAGAAAGCCAAGUGAGGCAGCUGGCAUGGGUGGGUGAUGGGGUGUGGGUCUCUAUUCGCUUGGACUCCACCCUGCGGCUCUAUCACGCGCACACUUAUCAGCAUCUACAAGAUGUGGACAUUGAACCUUAUGUAAGCAAAAUGCUAGGUACUGGUAAACUGGGAUUCUCAUUUGUGAGAAUCACAGCUCUUAUGGUGUCUUGUAAUCGUUUAUGGGUAGGAACAGGAAAUGGUGUCAUCAUCUCCAUUCCAUUAACAGAAACUAACAAAGCAGCAGCAGGCUCUGGAAACCGUCCGGGAAGUGUAAUCCGUGUGUAUGGUGAUGAAAACAGUGACAAAGUGACUCCAGGGACAUUCAUCCCAUACUGCUCGAUGGCACAUGCACAGCUCUGCUUCCAUGGGCACCGUGAUGCUGUGAAAUUCUUUGUUGCAGUACCUGGUCAGGUUGUUUGCCCACAGAGUAGUGGUGGAACAGAGCUAACAGCUGAUAAACCAUCCCAAGAGUCCUUCAGCCAGAGUCCCUUAAAAUCCAUGUUGGUCAUAAGUGGUGGAGAAGGAUAUAUUGACUUCAGAAUGGGUGAUGAAGGUGGAGAAUCUGAGCUCCUUGGAGAAGCUCUACAACUUGAACCUUCUGUAGCCAAAGCUGAGAGGAGUCACUUGAUAGUGUGGCAAGUAAUGUGUGGCAGUGAGUGAGCCUGUAGGAUGCAGCUGGAGACCUUAAAAAAAAGAAAAUGGAAAAAAAAAAAAAAGCUUCUGCAUGUUUUUUUAUUUUGUGAAACCUGUUUCACUACAUGAUGUUGAAGCCUUUCUUUGCUGUUUAACUUUAUAUUGCAAAUCUGUCAUACUAUACAGGAAUUAGCUUGUGCUGUUUUACUGCACCCGUGUUACAUGGAACAGUUAUAAUGAAAUCAGAUCUUUCUCAAAACUGGUGUGCACAACAUAGUAAGCAACUGAGACAUUAGUUUUACUGUACCACAGCAAUCUAAUGUAGGUCACUUCUUUGGUAGUCUUAAUUUUAAGUUCAGCUUUAUUACAACUGAACUUCAUCUCACUGUAUAAUGCAUUGAGUAAAACAGCAAAGUUAUUCCCAGAAUAUUAAAAAAUGGACAAAUUCUAAGAUGUAUUCUUAAGACUCAUCCAAAUAUUCAGUGAGGGCUAAAGUAAACUGCAAAUUUCAGCUCAGCUUUUCUUUUCAAACCUGGAAAAUCUUAUGUAAUGUAUACGGUUUAAUUUCAGGGAGGGGGAGGUCAGAAAGGAUUGUAUAGGAAUUAUGAUGAUAUUUAAAUAAAAUUACAUGUUUUCACUAUUGAACCUUAAAGUUUGAGAACUGCUGCCCUCAAUAACAAGCAAAUUGGAGCAUAGUGUUUUCCCAUUGACAUGGAACAACUCUGUUUCCAAAGGGUGUUCUUAGGAUGAUUUAAGUUUGAAAGUAAUUGUAAAAUUCUUGAGCAGGGGAUAUGUUUUGUUCUUUUCUUGUCUUAAACCCUUAUGUCCUAAACACUAGAAUGAUCUUCUCUGCUUAGCUGGUCAAACUCAUGAGGCACUACAUGUGUGAAGGUUAGAGACCUUGAUUAGAGCAUGAGAAAAGAGUGAGAGUGUACAGGAAAAAUGCUUUCUGCCCAAGUGAGAUGGUAAAGGAAUUUUAGUGCCAGAUAAUUAGUUACAAAAUGUAUUUUUUAUAGUUGCAGUACCCCAGUUUUAGUUUAAAAAAAAAAAAAAAGAGUUUAGUAACAAUAUUAGCAGGUAACACUAGGACUGAGUAAAUUAAUGAAAGUCAGGAGACUCUAAUAUUAGGCUGACAUUCUGUCUACUCACCAUCUAUUUUUUUUAACCAUAAGUGUGAGUUGAAGACUGUCUUCCUUUCCUACAUUAGUAUCAGACCUAAGUUAACCACAUCAUGAAUCUGUACUUCAGAAUAUUUUUAAAACCCAGUUUUCUUCUUUCAUUUAGUCUCUGGAAAGUGGAAGUUCUGAGGGGGUUUAGUAAGCAUCCAGCAUUUGCCCCCAGAAGACUGGGACUAUUCUGUUCAGAUUAGCAGAGCAAUUUAGUAACUUGAUUAUGUGAGAACUGAACAAUUUCAGAGGAAUAAAUAGAGAAACACUUUUUUAAAACUGCCUAAACAUUUUUAUGCAAUAGGAGCAGUUCUGGUCUAUCAGGCAAACAUGUGUUUAUAUAUUUUCUUAAUUUUUUAAAUGAACACAUUUAGCUGAGGUCUAUUGUGUAAAUAUAUAUUUAGGCAGCUUUUUCAAAUGCAUAUCAUAGCUGAUAAACCAGAAAAACUCCAUUCAGGUGUAUUGGUUAGAUUUAUAUGUAUAAAUACUUUUUAAGCAACAUAUUUUGUACACAGCUGUUCCUCUCGUAAAUAUGUAUUUAGGACAUGAACUAUGUAGUUAAAGAAUCGUUAUUAAAGAUGUCUAAUAUCUUGGUAGUAUUUUUCUCUUCAGAAUGCCAAAAGUGAUGAGAGCAUGUUGUUCAUAAUUUGCUUUCCAAAUUCACCUUUAACCUCACUCUUAAAGUACUUUGGCUUCAAUAUAAAGUCUGGGAGCUUUUUAAAACUUAUACAAAUACAGAAGAUAAACUGGCUGAACACUUGUAGACCUAUUUAAAACUUAGGCUUCAACUAUGCUGAACCUGAAGCACAUCUGAAUUAACUUAAGCAAUUGGAUGUCUAAGAAAAAUGCUGUCUAAACUUUUACUGUCGUGCAGAAUCUUCACUGUGAGUGGUGCAGUUUCAUUGCUUCUCCUGCCAUUUUCUUAAAUUUACUUGUUUUUUGCUUUGGAAAACAGAGUCUCCAAAGCUUUUACUCACUGUUUGAUCGUCACAUUCUCAUGUUCUCAGAAAAAAAAAAAGCGCACAAUUCUGUUCCUUUGUUCUUGUAGAGCAUUUUAUUUGUAAUUAGUGAAAAGCUGUUUUUUUUCUGGAGGGCUUUAGUGCUCUCAGAUGGAGCAGUUCAAUCUGGCAAGUGUGUACCUGGUCUUUUGCCAAAUGUAUCUGGUCCACCCUGCCAUUUAAGUCACCUCAAUGGGCCAACUCUUGCAAAUUUCUCAGAGAAUGAUUCUUCCUGUCCAAAAGUGGAAGAGUUUUUAAGGAAAUCAGUAGGUUAACGACGUACCACUGUGGGUGUAGAUAAAAGGCGUGUGCACUUCUCUGUAUUUCUCAUUUAAAAACUUUAUCCCCUGUCCUAAGGUACAGUAGAUUAAAUGGUCCCUGUUGUCAUCACAGUGCCCUGGGACUUCUAAACUCUCCUGAAGGUCGCUUUGAAUGGUGAGCAGAGCAAGUGAAGCCUCGGGCACUGAGCUGAUGAUACACUCCUCCAAAUCAGUCUCAAGAAUGCGUUUAUGCAUACACUCAUGUGAUUAAAAGCAUCAUAUAAAUAGGAGCUCUUGAUAGCUACAGCUUGUUAAUAGUUUGGAAACAUUUCGAGCACAAAAUAUGCAGCACAUUACUUGCCUGGGUAAGGGUGUUUGCAUGGUGAAGGUGACACACAUUGUGUAAGCUGCUGCAUUGUCCAUUUCUUGUCAAGGUCUUCCUGAGUUGGAUCAGAUAGAGCUGGCAGAGCGUAGACACUUUAUCAUAGGCUGCCUUAGUAACAAACAAAUGUUAAAUCUCUUUUAUUAUACUAACUGUUCUAAAGAACGUGUGUCUUUUAAAAUGCUGUGUAACUGAAUAUUUAUUUCCAUGUGAGUAUUAUAAAAGUUACCAAAGGAUUAAACCUGACUUAGCACUCUUGUAAGUGACCCCGUCAAGGCAGGGUCUUGUGAAGGCCCUGCUCUGUAAAACAAGACACAGUAAACUCAAAUAUGGUUCUUUAGGGAAAUUCCAUGGUUUUUCUAACAGGGUUAUGCCAUAUUGUAACGACUUCUGUUGCACCUCAAAGCAUUUUUCUAUACACUAAAUGUCUUUCCCGCCCUCUAACAAGAUUAAGUUUCCUUUAUUAAUUUUGUUGAUGCACAUUUCUCAAUCUUUUAAACAUAUAUUUUAAACAUUUUAUGGUCUGUAAUUUUUGAAAGGUUUGUCUGUUGGACACUUUACGCUGAAUUUUGCCUCUGUAAUCCAGGAUGGAUACUACAGCGUUAAACUUGCUGUCUGUUCAAACUUGAGGCUUCUUUUCUGUGAGCAGAAAAGCUCAUAUAGCAGUGUAGUUAUUUCAGUAUUUAUUUCUAUUAUUGAAUCCAUGGGGUUCAGAAUGUAACUUUGUACAUGAAAUAUAUAUAAAUAUGUAUAUGAAACAUG
This is a messenger RNA of Calypte anna (Anna's hummingbird), 7654 nucleotides long. RefSeq names its product sperm associated antigen 9 (gene SPAG9). The transcript is spliced from 29 exons. Bases 184 to 4113 code for a protein of 1309 amino acids. Gene Ontology annotation, biological process: vesicle-mediated transport. NCBI's taxonomy places the organism in Eukaryota, Metazoa, Chordata, Aves, Apodiformes, Trochilidae. Gene Ontology annotation, cellular component: cytoplasm. Gene Ontology annotation, molecular function: JUN kinase binding; kinesin binding; signaling receptor complex adaptor activity. The record is from RefSeq and is a predicted model, not a curated record.